UCACAGGCAAAAGGCCUUAAGGACUCGAAACUCGAAAACAACUAAAACUAAAAAUUGUUUAUUUAUUUUGCCAUGCUGGUACAACGUUACGCCGCCCUCUUGGCAGUUUUCCUGCUGCUCUGGUGCGGAAGUGGCGCCCAAUUGCAGGUGCAGGCACAAAGCGGCUAUAACUAUGUGCGUCCGGAGCUGGCCACCACGGCAGGCGGCGGAGCUAUAGCGGGUCGUUUGCAACCUGGUGUAUAUCCCACGGGCACAGCUCUGCCCUUGACGCCUGCGCCGGUCACAGCCUAUGGCGCCGGAUUGUUUCCUUCGCCACCUGUGGGCUAUACGCCCAGUGGACAGGCAACGACUGCUUUUGGAGCACCUGCCACAGCUGCCGUUGGCAGCGUCCCCAAUCUGCCAAGACGCCCUAAUGGCUCUGGUUUACAGAGCGCAUCAUCUGCAGGCCGCGGCGGUCCUUACGGCCCACAGCCGCAAUAUAGCAACACGGCCGUGGGAUCGUCGGGUGCACGUGCGUCCCUUGCGGAGGAUUACAACGACGGCGCCGAUGGUGAUUACUCAGCCAUACCCGGUGAGCCCGGCGUGGACUAUCCCGUAUACGCCCAAGUGCCACGCACCAAUUUCGACUGCUCACAACAACCACUUCCGGGCUACUAUGCGGACAUUGAAGCCCAGUGCCAGGUAUUUCACAUAUGUGCACUCAAUCGCACCUACUCCUUCCUGUGUCCCAAUGGCACAGUGUUUAGCCAGGAGACGCUUGUCUGUGUGUGGUGGAAUCAAUAUGACUGCGUCUCGGCGCCAAGUCUGUACGCCAACAAUGCCUACAUCUAUGACUAUAGUGGUACCAGCUCCAGCUCCAGUUCCAGCAAUCUAAAUCUGAAUGCCAAUGUAUAUCGAGGUGGUUCACAGCCUGUGAAUACGGCCUACGGUGCAGUUGCUCCAUCUACCUCUGCAGGCGGAGGGCUUCGCGCUACUGGUUCCCCACAGAUUGCAGGAUACAAUGCACAACGUGGAGCCUAUGCUCCACCCUCACCCACGCCCACACAAGCGCAAUCUCUGUAUGGUGCUGGCGCCAUUAUACGCCCGGCUGGUGUCUCGGGCACUGUGUCUGCUCCGGGUGCCAAUCGCUUACCGCCAGCCACAGCUGCUGCUGGUCUGGCGGCCACAGCGGCGGGCUUACUGCCCGACAACGCUGUGGGCAGCUUUGCUCAACCUGUCGUUGCCGUUGGCAAUCGAGAGUAUCUGCCGCCGGCCACCGUUGGCCAACGCCAACAACGCACUCAAGCAUAGGCGUAAAGACAUCUCAGCAUUU
Molecule: messenger RNA, 1312 nt
Organism: Drosophila novamexicana
Lineage: Eukaryota; Metazoa; Arthropoda; Insecta; Diptera; Drosophilidae
Exons: 3
Coding region: 73-1290 (405 amino acids)
Cellular component (GO): extracellular region
Molecular function (GO): chitin binding
Source: RefSeq, a predicted model, not a curated record